GGUCUGUUGUCACAGAUCUUAUGGAAUCUGCUGUUUCACAGUCGAUUACUCCAGGAACAUUACAAAGAGCUCCUCCGUUCAUACAGAACAUUUGAGAUGAAUCAAAGUCAAGCACCAGCUCUACAAGGGCAACGUUUUGUUAAAGAAGACACAAGAGUUUGCUGGUGAGAAAUGGAUGCUGAGUAAAGAGGAUGGUUUAGAUAGACAAACUAGCUGAAAGAACUCCAAAGGACAGAAAAAAACAAAAUAAGGAGAGAAUAAAUCAUGUAUCCGAGCACGGACGAGUACAGUACGGACGGUUCUGGUGUGCAGGACAAGGGACCUCAGAUCAGUGGACUGGUGGUUCAGAUCAUGGAGGUGAUGCCGGUCGUGCUUGCACGGAUCAGACAGAAGCUUCUGGAGAUGGCUAUUGUGAUCUGUGUUAUUCUGCUGGUGUUCUGGGUGGCUUUAUUUCUCUACGGCAGUUUCUAUUACUCCUUCAUGCCCACGGCCAAUUACAUCACACCCGUCCACUUCACCUACAGGACAGAUUGUUCCACCCCUCACCAUGCCAUGUGCUCUUUUCCUGUUGCUAACGUCUCUCUUUUGAAGAAUGGAAAACAUGAGGUGAUGACAUACAGUCAGCCCUAUCAGAUCACACUGGAGCUCGAGAUGCCCGAGUCUCCAUCCAAUCAGCAGCUGGGAAUGUUCCUUGUCAAAAUGUCUCUCUAUUCAAAAACCGGUCAGAUUAUUGAUGUAUCUGCACGUUCUGCGAUGCUCCAUUAUCGCUCGUCUCUGCUUAAGGCUCUGGACACCUUGAUGUUUUCCCCGAUGUUGUUAAGCAGAGUGUCCGAACAGAAGCAGUCAGUCAUGGUGGAGCUGUACUCAGAGUUCAGAGAUGAUUCUUAUAAACCCACUGCCGGCGCUGUUAUUGAGAUCCAUUCCCAGCAUAUUCAAAUCUACAGGGCAAAUCUCUACAUCUUCGCCCACUUCACAGGAAUCAGGUACCUGCUGUAUCAUUUCCCCCUGACGUCAACUCUGAUCGGGGUGAUGAGUAACUUCGCCUUCCUCAGUUUGAUCAUCGGACUCAGCUACCUACAGUUCUGUCUGGGUGAUCGAAGGUCAUCUGGGGAGGAGGAAAUACAAGAGGCUGAUUUUGAGUUUGACAUGGAUCAACAUGACAGGAAAGAACGAGAGGAAUUUAAUGAUCAUUCAGAACCUCAGCAUGAAGGAAUAAGCAAAGUCAUUACGAAAUCUAUGUUGGAUUCCCCCAUUACGAUGGGAAAUAAAGACACCGCGGAUAGCAAUUCGGACGAGAUGGAAGAAUCCAUUCCAGACAUGGGGGUGGAUGGGAGCGAACAUGUGGAGGAUGAACACAUCUGUACGUUGGAGGAAGGGGAAAUGAUUUUGAGACAAAGAAAUUUGUCAGCCAUGAUGUUUCAAACAUCUCAGGCAUUAACAGACACUGGAGAUAAAAACUUGAAUGGUAUCGGUGCCUGUUUGAGCUCUUGAUGCCAAAGAAAUGUAACUGUCUGCCAAAUAAGGGUAAAGGUUAUGAAGAGCAAAGGCCACCUGGUCUUCUGACUUAAGCGUUUCGGCUUUAUUUAAGAGUUUCUUCUUUUUUUAACAUGCACAUUUUGCCAAAACCGAGUAUAAUGUUUGUAUAUUAAUUCGAAAUUGAUCAGGAAAAGCUCUCAUGAAUAUUUUUCCAACAUGUUCACCAGUUUAGCGUUUUUCUCCCUAGUUUUGAAAGGGUGAUAUUUAUUCAACCGGUCAACCUUUACUUUAUUGCUAAAUAUAAUAUUAAGUGUAUAGCUUCAUUGUUUUUCUCGAUAGUAAAUAGCCUUGAGGAAAAAUGCUAUUUGGUUGUGGUUUAUGUUUGGAAAGUAACACAUGAAUUUGCAUUUAUUUCCAUGUGUGCCUCUUUGGAAAACACAUAUUGCAUCACAGAAAGAUAUCCACUGGCGCUGUUACAAUUCAUUUUAAUGCCACCAAAUUUUAAUUUUUACAUUUACAGUUUUUCUUCAGUGUGUUUAUAUGUUCGCCCUCUCUUGGGAGUCCUUUUUUCCUGUUUGUGCAGUUAUUCUGUCCUUACUUGCAAUAAUAUGUGGCUGUCUUAUGUAUUUUUUAAUAAAAAGAUUAACGCUG
Molecule: messenger RNA, 2127 nt
Organism: Triplophysa dalaica
Lineage: Eukaryota; Metazoa; Chordata; Actinopteri; Cypriniformes; Nemacheilidae
Gene: bscl2l
Product: BSCL2 lipid droplet biogenesis associated, seipin, like
Exons: 9
Coding region: 265-1491 (408 amino acids)
Biological process (GO): lipid storage; lipid droplet organization
Cellular component (GO): endoplasmic reticulum membrane
Source: RefSeq, a predicted model, not a curated record